Molecule: messenger RNA, 2402 nt
Organism: Durio zibethinus
Lineage: Eukaryota; Viridiplantae; Streptophyta; Magnoliopsida; Malvales; Malvaceae
Product: FCS-Like Zinc finger 8-like
Source: RefSeq, a predicted model, not a curated record
AAGCAACGGGAGGAGGAAGAAAAUUAAGUACAGAAAAUCUUGCAUAUAUAUAAUAUAUAUAUAUUUUUUUUGGUAAGAAACUUGCAUAUUAGGACAUAGGAGUUACUGGAGGAGGUGUGGUUUUAGCCAAAGCAAAAUAAAAAAAGCUACUGAUUCUCAUGCACACGCGUCUUUAUAUUCACGGGACAACUCCUCCAAUUAACAAAAGAAGGUUUCUCUUUUAUAUAUUUUUUUUCUCUCACAGUCACUGUGCUUCUCGCAUUCUUUUUUUUUUUUUUCCUGUCUUUCCUCUGCAAUUCCAUGCUUAUUUUUCAGCACGGUUGAUGGAGAAACUGAAAUAGUAGGGUUUCAAAAUAAAAAAGCUUAGAAAAAUGGUAAACCCAUUGAAGAAAAAGAAGGAUAGAAAGAAAAAAAACUGAUCACCCCACUCUUCAGAAUUCACUAGUCCUUUCGUUUUCUUUUUCGGCCUUGUUAGGUACUAAAUUUGUAUUUGUUUUUUCUUUUAUGUGAAGGUUUUUUGUCUAUAUCUAUUGAAUCUUUUGUUAUAGAAAAAACCAAACUACAUUGAAAUGAGAUAAAAGGAGGUGAAAAAAAAAGAAAAGGAAGAAGCGAAAGCAAAGCCAAAAAAGAAAGCUUUAAUACAGAAAACAAAAAUACAAAACCUUCUAUCUUCUGAUUCAUUACACGUCUGGUCUCUUUGAUGAUGACCCGGGAGGGUCUCUAUGCAUGUCUGUUCUGAAGUCUUCACCAGAGAUUCUUGCUAAGAAUUUGAGGUAGCAGUAGCCGAGAAUCAAGGGAGAUAAAAGUGAAGCAUUUAUUCUUCCUCUUUGUUUUUACUUUUUUUUUUUUUCCUUUUUAUGGUUUUGUAGUUCACUGAUCAGACAUGGAGGCCACAGAGUUCUAGCAGAGAGAGAGAGAGAGAGACAGAGAGAGAGAGAGAGAGAGGGGUUUCAUGGGGCCUUUGGUUUUGUUUUCUGGUUUCUGGAUUUUGUAAAGGUAGUGGUUUUGACUUUGUUGAUGAUUUGCCCUUGUUUUCCUCAUUCUCUAAUAGUAACCUCAAAAAAGGAGAAAAAGAAAAUCCUUUUUUUCUAUCUUUAAAACUCAAAGUUGCCUUCAAAGGUUAAUUCUUUCAAUCAACAGCAGUUUCUGGGUAAAAAUCCAAUCUUUGCAGUUAAACAAUAAUACCUAUUUUGAGACUGAUGGACUAAAAGAGAUCAAGAGCAAGAAUCUGCAAGUAAAGGUUUAGAUUUUAAUAAUGGCAGACUGUGACACUACUCUUCAAUCUCCCUCAGACAACAAGGAGCAGAAGAAGCCCAUUUCAUUUCCUAGGUUGUUUACUGGUUUUACUUUAAAAGCCUUUUCUGAUAAUACUGAGGCUGUUAUGAGUCCAACUUCUAUACUUGAUAGCAAGCCCUUAUCAGCUUUCAAAAACCCCUGGUGGUCAGAAUCAAGGACCCCCAAAACCCCAGAACCAGAAACUAGACACAAACUUGACUCUAAAGGGAUUAGUCUUGGCAUUUUUGAUGCUCUCAGAGAUGAUGAUUUAGAUUCCAACUUGUCAAAACCUGUCCUGUUUGGUUCACAACUUAGGAUCCAAAUUCCAUCUCUGCCUCCUAUUUUUGCUGCAGCAGAAUCUCCUAGAACACCUCCUGAGUUUGGUCUCAAGACAAGGAGUUCUCAGUUGAGUUCAUUUUCUUCUGGCUUGUCUCCUUCUCCUGUGAGGAAAAACAUUGAGACCUUGAAUUCUCCUAGGGUCAUCCCUGGGAGCCUCUCAGCGACUGAGAUGGAACUCUCAGAAGAUUAUACAUGCGUAAUAUCUCAUGGGCCUAAUCCGAGAACCACCCAUAUUUUUGAUAAUUGCAUUGUUGAGAGCUGUUGUGGGGUUGUUGGCUUCUCUUCUUCCAAAAGGGGGAAUGGAUUUUUGAGUGAUAGAUCAAGUUACCAAUCAGAGAGUUUUCUCAGCUUCUGUUGCACUUGCAAGAAGAAUCUUGGUCAGGGAAAAGACAUCUACAUGUACAGAGGGGAGAAAGCAUUUUGUAGCAGAGAAUGCCGAUACCAAGAGAUGAUGCUCGAGGAAGGAAUAGACCAUCAACAGGUCGAAGGAGUAACAGGCUGUGAUAUUUGUAGAAUUCAUUUUCUUGCUAGUGAUAAUGGGGUGAUUGCUGUUGGGUUUUUUGUCCACAGUGUUUGGUUGUCAAAGUUGGUGGCAAAUGGCUAUGAUCAUCAUUCUGAUUUGUGACUUAAAGCAUAUACGAUAUAUUAUCUUUGCUUAUAUAAUCAUCUUUUGAUUAGGCACUAAGAGCCAAUUACUUCAAUCGAAGUAGAUUCUUUUCUUUUCUUUCUUUUUCUCCUGCUCAUAUUCAUUAUUCUUUUUUUUUCUGUGUUAUUUUUAUACAACCCUG